Messenger RNA from Electrophorus electricus (electric eel), 1032 nucleotides. Its product is annotated as glutamine amidotransferase-like class 1 domain-containing protein 3, mitochondrial. NCBI's taxonomy places the organism in Eukaryota, Metazoa, Chordata, Actinopteri, Gymnotiformes, Gymnotidae. The record is from RefSeq and is a predicted model, not a curated record.
AUAACUUAAGCACAUAUAAAGGAACAGCCAGUCUCCUACCAGGCUGUGAAAACUGAGACAUUGUGAAGGCGAGUGUUCUGCUUCAGACUUACUUUGUUCUUAACAAGCUCAGGUGCAUUUCUCAAGUACAAUGGCAAAGCGUGUAGCAGUGAUCCUUGCUGGCUGUGGAGUCUAUGAUGGGACAGAGAUCCAUGAGGCUUCUGCUAUACUUGUACACCUUAGCCGGGCUGGCGCCAAGGUUCAGAUGUUUGCCCCCAAUGCUGAGAUGAUGCAUGUAGUGAACCAUUGUGAGGGAAAACCUGUGACAGACAAGCGGAAUGUGAUGCAGGAAAGUGCCCGCAUAGCUCGAGGAGAGGUCACUGACCUGGCCAAAUUGGACGUCAAAGAUCAUGAUGCUCUCAUUAUUCCAGGAGGGUUUGGAGCAGCCAAGAACCUAAGUGACUGGGCAACCAAGGGAAUGGAGUAUUCAGUGAAGCCCCAGGUUGAGCAGGUCAUCAAGAGUUUCCACAGGGCAGGCAAGCCCAUGGGCAUGUGCUGCAUCUCACCUGUGCUCGCAGCCAAGACCAUUCCUGGCUGUGAGCUCACCGUAGGCCAUGACUUCGAGUGUGAGAAGUGGCCAUAUGCUAAUGUUGCCAAGUCAAUGGUAGAACUGGGCUGCAAGCAUGUGAAUAAAAAUGUGGAAGAGGUGCAUGUGGAUAAGAAGAAUAAACUUGUGACAACUAGUGCCUUUAUGUGCAAUGCCCCAUUGCACGAGAUAUUUGAUGGACUUGGAAUAAUGGUAACUGACGUUCUUAAAAUGGCCUGAUUUUAUACAUUUUGCACUGAUUAUUUAGCCAUAAUUUCUCAAAAUUACUUUGGAGGGUCAAGAUGAUCAGUGUAUUUUUUUAUUAUUGUGAGGAUGCUAUUUAUUUGCUAUGAUUUCUACUUACUAAACAGUGACUUCAAACAAUAAUUAUUAGCUGCCUUAGAUGCUUUUGUGAAAAUAUUUGACAAUAAAGUUCAUGUUUGUGUCAUAGCAGGAUUGCAAUUAUA